This is a messenger RNA of Babesia bigemina, 1698 nucleotides long. RefSeq lists its product as hypothetical. The transcript has 3 exons. The record is from RefSeq and is a predicted model, not a curated record. The coding region runs from base 1 to 1698 and encodes 565 amino acids. NCBI's taxonomy places the organism in Eukaryota, Apicomplexa, Aconoidasida, Piroplasmida, Babesiidae.
AUGGCGGAGUCCGAGUGCUGCCAGCGGCGCUCCGCGGCGCUGUCUAACAUGUUGGAGUGGUACUACCGGGACCCUGUUGGCCGAACGUACGGCCCAGUCAACUCGUUUAAGCUGGUAUAUCUGAUCUACUCGAACUUCUUUGAGGAGGAUACGCCGUUUGCGUCCUGCCAGGGAGGGCGCAUUACCGCUGCGGACUUCGACCCGCUCCGGAAGUUGCUGCCAACACUACAGAACGACUUUAUGGAGUACAACGAAGACGUGUUUGCGUGCCAACACUACAUGGAUUCCAUGUUGCAUGCGCCGGAUGAUGCGGUGGAUAGCGAAAUAAGGGAGGUGGAAGUAUUGCCGCCGAGUGUACCCACCAAGCAGUACACAGUUCAGUUCGUGGAGCGCACAGACACAAUUGUGGAUGUUGAUGAUCAUCAUAUGCUUCAUCGCAGUAGUGACAGCGAUAUAAGUGCUACUGAGCCGGCUGGCGAUCAGGUAUUUGACGAGGUGCCCAUGGCUGAGCCAUCUCCCCGUGAAACGCAUGCCGAAUUAGAACGCCAGUAUUCGAGAGUCACCAUUCCGUCGUUAGAGGACUACAGACGCCAGCAGCCACCUGUGGCUGCGUACCACCAGGAUUACACGUUCGGCUACAACGGGCAGCUCAACACAAGCAGGCAUGACCUUCACUCCGACAUUGCCAUCCCGGUAAGAUUGGACACCGGGGCGUAUAUGGACGCAUAUCACGGCGUUACCUCGAGCACUGCCCCGUUCAGACGUGGUCGAACAGGGGCACCGGUGUUGGAUGUCACACGGGAGCCCGUGGAGCGGCACUUGACGGCUAACUACGGACGCACAACGGACGCUUUCGACAUGUCUGGUUCUGGAUACACAGUGCCAAACUUGCAUGAGGAUGACAGGGAGACAGCGGCGUUGGGCUCCAUGCCGACCUCAGUUAUCCUCCCGUCAACGGCCGCACCUUCUGAAGAGCCAACGCAGCAGAGAAUAGUUAAACGGACAACAAAAAGCUACCCUAUUAUUGACGAGGGCAUGUCAAAUGGUAUAUCUCACAAGGCGGAGGAAGCAGCAGACACACCCGCAGGCAUUGCCGAAUACGGUAUGUCGCAGCUGUCGCCCAUCGGAAUACCGCCGCCAAAUAUAAAAAAUUGGCUUAGUGGAGACGACACCCCGUACAUUCCACUUGGCGCUUUAGGGCAGUUGCCGACUGAAGACCACAGCAGUGCGCUUGCGGGGAAGUCGAGUCGGCAUGACCCAGUCGCAGAGCGAUCGGCCGGCUCCAAAGACCAGCGCCUGCAUGCUGGCCGUUCUGCACAUUUGAGUAUGUCGCUUGCAUCUGUAGACGCGGGGACUCAAACGCGUGGCGCUUCGGAGAGCCGAUUAGCGCAGUCGUGGUGGCGGGAGGACAGUGCCACACAUCACGAUGCUUCCUACAACGCGCACAUCCCACGGCCACCUGGAGUUUUCCCGUCUACUUCACAUUCUGCAUCCAUGUAUAACGACGGCUCUAACGUCCCCAAGACGGAAUCGCUGAUGCCCGCCCAUCACAUGCUGAUCAAGCAGCGGCUGCAGAGCAACCUGCGGGAGACCCAGGCACACCUGUCGCGUAUCCCUUCGCGCAAGAUAAGUCAUGUGCUAAGCCAAUCGCAUGGAAAGUUGUUUAUGGACCGCUCGCUUCUUGAGGACGGCGUCUAG